Messenger RNA from Ornithodoros turicata, 5211 nucleotides. RefSeq lists its product as uncharacterized. NCBI's taxonomy places the organism in Eukaryota, Metazoa, Arthropoda, Arachnida, Ixodida, Argasidae. The transcript has 4 exons. The record is from RefSeq and is a predicted model, not a curated record. Bases 4769 to 5191 code for a protein of 140 amino acids.
GUAGUCUUCAAGUGACGCAGUCUUAAGAUAGUCCUAAAGUGAAAAUAGGGCAUUGAAGACUUUGUGUGAGGCUACUUGUUGUCCCUCUGUCGCCUUUAUCAAGCAGGCUACUUUUUUUUUACCAAAAACGGCAAUGCAGCGAGUUAAGUACUUCAACUCUGUAUGGUGCUCAUUCAUCAUUGAAACCAAGCUUUCAAUGCCAGCAGCGUCUCCAUACCUCUCUUGUUCCCUAUCCAGAAGAGAGAGGUAGUGAUCAAUGUACUCUGAGUGGUGCGCAACAGUCUCUAUCCAAGAGUUCCACCGUGUUCUCACGGGCGCCGACGGCGCUUUUGGCUCUGGCACCCCACAUCUUCUAGGUGGUUUUUGUAUAAUGCACGUUUCCCGCUGGAGAGUCGAGAGGCUCUCUUCAUUUCCGCGUCGAAAUUGUCAACCAAGGGAAAUGACUUGUGCAUUGUAGAGCAGACUAAAUUGAUGCUGUGAGCGACGCACGUCACGCGAACCGCAUUUCCGCAAAGCGGCUUUAUGCACUCGCGAAAUGACUUUUUCGUGUACGGCGUGCUGUCACUCACGAACGCCGUCACAUCUUCAAUCUCAACACCGUACGUAGUGAGAGCUUUCAUGACAAUUUUACAACAGCGUUUACCUCUUCUGUGAACGUCACAUCCACAAGGACUGGCCGUAACGAAACGUUAUUCGGUGAUGCGUUCACAAACAGUAUGUUUUUUACUGACUUUGCCCUAUCAUCACAACCACUGAAACUGGCACCUUUGAACAUAUAUCCUUUGAGGGCCAACUGGUACCUGCCGAACAACUCUGGAAGUCUUUUCCGCAAAGGGAUGGACAACAGGACGGAGCCCCCGUUUGCGACACGCGUUUUCAAGAAGUUUCGCAGCUUUGGAUGAUCAAUCUUUUCAGUUGGUAUGUUCGCUGAUACAAGCGUGUCCCGGAACUCCAGCACCAGGUCGUCUCUUGCUUCCUUCGCUGUCAUCACUGUCUCCAAUGUCUGCAGCUUAGACUGCUUCUGCAGACCCGAUCCAGAAGCCUGUACAUUUCCUUUCUCAGCGUUCUUUCUAUGGCUGUUACUUUUUAUGUGAUCGUCGAUUGUUUACUUGCGAUGAUUUUUCGCGCAAUAACGACAAAAGAUUAUGCCGCCAUCCUCGUAGAAAUCUUCAACACUGUAUUCACGAACUCGCUGUUUUGCGUCUUUGCUUCCCAAGUGCGAGCGUGAAUGUCAAACGAAACAAGUAUUGAUGAUGAUUAUGAUGAUGAUGAUCUAGUGGCUGUAGCGAGUAGACAACGCUAAACAGCGCGUCCUAGUAAGUCCCACGGCGCAACCAGCGUUGCCAACGGCGCCUUAUCUGGUUGGCACAUCUCCGCUGUGAUGCAAGCUGACCCGACGCGAGCAAAGCCUGUUCAGCUCAUCAACUGAGUUAAGCGUGCAGUUCCGCGAAAUUCCGCGCAAAUCCUCAUAUUCCGCGGCAGACCCACAAUUCCGCGAAAAGGAAUGGCCUUACUUAUGGUCUAUCAAUCCAGUUGAGCCUAUGACGGCUAUGUUAACUUCCUUUGCACUUAAAUUCACUGUGCAGUAAAAUCUGUCCAGUCUGGUUGCAGACUUUCCUUUCCAUAUACAGGUAUACUGCCUGUCUCCAUCUUGGGGUAUGUACUCAUAAGUUGACCAUAUUUUUGCAGUAAACAUUCCAAUUCCCUGGCCCCUUUGGAAUUCAAGUGCCUUCCUACGGACAAGUUCUUGUCUUUGUCCAAGAUACAAUUAAAGUCGCCAGCAAUCAUGGUACUUUGGCUUCCCGUCACAAAUUUUUAGACGUCAUCCUUCAAAAAGGCAUAAGCCUCCACUGGUUGCUUUGCCCGUAAACACUGAAAAUGGAGGGAAGUGAAUGUCUUAUAUACAGUGUCAAGAUACGCAGAGAAGAAUAGUGGAUACGUUGCCAGCAGAUUUAUUUUAACUCCUGUGAAAUCAUCGAUGACAAGCUGUUCUUUAUCUGCACAACAGUAUGUUUUUGCACUAAAACAUCAAUAUUGCUACCUUUACACGCAUCAAGAAGCGGUGGGCUAGCAAAAUUCAACAACUAUUUCCCGUAACUGGUUUGGGGACCAGGAGCAUGCCAGCUAUGACAUGUAUGAAGUGGAUAGUGUUGUGUGGAGCACAAUAACGGUGAACAAUGACAGGAGUACCGUAUUAUUUGUGUUAACUGCUUUGCGAUAUGCCAUAGCCGCCAGCCUAUAGUUAUCAAACUCUGAUAUGCGUUUGUAAGUCAGGAAUUCCUCAGACUUCCUAGAAAUUAUAAAUUCUUUUGUAUAAUGUAAUUUUCCUUUGAACAAGUGCCAUCAAAUCCUUUGUCAUCCAAGGCCUUGGACUACGAUUUUGUAGUUGUUGCUUCAUUGGAAAAUGAAUCUAAUAAAUCAUACCAGUAGUCAAUCUACUGUCAUGUGCAGUUUACUCCUGUCAAAAAUAUAAGUUGUAAAUGUGCUGUAAACUUGCUGCAGCCUAAUACGGCAGAAUACAACAGGAACGCUGGCAAUUUUGACGCUCUGCCGUAUACAGCAGCGCUGCUGUGUUUUACUGUAAUUGAGCUAUUGUGCAGCAAAGUGUUUUGCUGGAAUUGUAGGUUGCAGGGUUCCUGCAGUGCUUUGAUGCACAUUUACUUUUUAGCAUGUGUUCUGUGGCAUUUUGGUAUGCACGUGCUACAGUAAGUGUAGUGUGUAACAUAUAGCUGUACUCAUCAUCGCAAACAAAAUUGAGCUAAAUAGGGAAAAUACAUUUAUUAGAUCAAUUCUUUUUAGGCAGGUACUGAAUUUUGUCACUGACAAUUCUGUUGAGUGCUGAGUGACUCGAUGGACAAGCUUUUACGGCACGACCUUCAUUGGCUAAGCAUAUAUACUCGUGAUAGGCACCUGAAGAUUAAGAAUCAACAUGUCUGACAUACUGCUAGACAGCUUAACAGCUACAAACAAAUUACAAAGAAUGAAACAUGACAAACUUAAUUGACCAAGCUCUCGUGCAGAUGCCGCACUUCUUCAUUUUACACAGAGAAUACAUCCAAGAGAAUUAUACCAGUGUAUGUAAGAGGGAGGAGGCGACGUAAAAUGCACAUACAAUUGAACACAAGGACAUGAACUGCACAUGGCGACAUGUUGCCAUUAGUGGUUCACAUCCUUAUGUUCAGUUGUAUUUGCAUUUUAUGUCAUCUCCUUCUUUCUCUUACUUGCACUAUGUAGGUUGUCCCAGCUAAAUGCGAACAGAUUUUUAAAAAAAUAUACAUAUCACUUUUUUCGACACUAAGUGAGUUGCAACAUAGCAUAUGCUGAAGCGCUCUCCUUAAGAGGGCACCAGCAAACCGGUAAGACAAUGUCCUCAUUAACCUUCAGUCAUUAGGUUUUUAAUUAUAAAAGCUACAAAUUGUUCCAUUUUUAGAACAAAAAUUCAUUGGUGUAUAGACUGGAUAGACCAGCCCAUAUUUAAUCUACGCUUUGUCACAAGGGACACCGCCUCCUCAGGAGCAACUUCUACAACAUAAUUAACAGAAACUCCCCUGUUGCUGGCUGGAGAUGAUUUUGAAAUCGUCUUCGCUGAUACUAAGCCCAUUUAUUACUUCCCUUAGAGAGUCUUUUUCAGUCCUUUUCGGAGGGAAGCCUUCAUCAUUCUGGAUAAAUCAUAAUUUCCUGCUGUGGCAUCAGCCAACUGUGUCAGUCCUUUCUGAAAGUGUGACUUUACACUUUAGCAGGACCCGCCCCAUUCCUGAUCGAUCUCAGCUGCAGCCAGCGCAGAACCCAGUGGGAACACAGAGGAGAAAAACGCUGCUGAUUGGUCAGGAGAUAGGAGUUGUACUGCACGGAGCGGCUGUACGCAGCGCCUUCCACCCGCCGUGCGGGUCAUCAUUUGUUUACAUUUUGCACAGAAAGGAGCACAGUCGACGAUACAUCACAACUCUCGUGCUUUCGACUACUGCUCCGUGCGUUGUCCGUUGUAUUCCUCAGGGCCCAAAAAAUGUUGCCCCAUGUGCACCAACUUCUGCUUGUGCUUCUUCUGUGUUGUGUACUACAGUAGAAUCUCGGUGAUACGAAUCUCACGGGAUAGCGGAAAAAAUUCGUAUCAAGGGAAUUAAACAAAAAUAAAAAUUGAGGCAAGAAAAUAGACAGUGACUGUUCAUUUUCCGUUACCGUCAGUGAAAGAGGUCGGUCGUAACGCUCUUGUGUCUCCGCUUCUGGACAAUGCUGACCAAAUUCGCAAGGUGACUCACGCAUAACCAAAGACCACUGUAUUGUUCACGUCUAGUCAGAGGUGCUUGAGUGUAGUGGUGCCGUAGUGUGGUAUGGUUUCGCUGCCGCACGUGACGUAGAUGUGGCUACGACGACAAUGACAGUGCGCACGUGCAGUGCAGCACGAAUGUCACAAUUGGUGACUCGAUAGCAGCUGCGGGUACAUGCAAGAAUUCUUUUAGGCCUAGGAAGAAAUGCGGAUUGAGCUGCUCGCUGGGGGUUCCACAAACUACGCGCCGUUGUUUGUUUUUUCUAUGCCUCAAGGCUGGUUCACACUACUGCGUUUACGGUUGCGCUUGCAUCUUGCGUGUGCUUACGGCGUAUUGUUGCCAUGGCAGCAGGGAUGCGCUCUCCACAACUGUAGUGCGUAAGAUGACCGCAAGGAGUAUGUCAAAGAACGUGGAGAAACUUGCGGGACAGGUAUGCGCGCGAGUUACGUGCCACGAAACAACCCAGUGGGUCUGGCCGUUCAACCCAGGAAGCAUGGGCCCUUAUGAAGCCUCAGAGCGUCCUUUCAAGGUUCAUCAGGCCUCGGUCACUUCUGGGUUUCAUUUUCUCACUCUGUCCCCUGGCUCUGUGCUCCCAAAGAGGUGCCCUUCUGUCCAGUACACGGGAGGACACAACUUCAAUCAGUGAAACCACAGCAGUGGAUGGUGACCCUCAAGCCAUUUCACUGAUUGGAGGCACACAAGAAGAAACCCUGUCACAGACCGCUCCGUCACCAGUAACCGAAGGAAGUUCGGACGGCUCGUCGGCCUCUCUGUGUUCACGCCAACGCAGGAUUUCCGGUCUCUCCAGGAUCAUGAAGACCGAAGCGCAGAAGGCCGGAGCGAACAAUUGCAAUGCUGCAGGAGGUGCUUGUGUCCGCAACAAGGCAAAUGAGCAGAGCCUCAGCACCUUCGCAAGAUUACGUUGACAUGAGGGACAGCGACACUC